Molecule: messenger RNA, 234 nt
Organism: Paramecium primaurelia
Lineage: Eukaryota; Ciliophora; Oligohymenophorea; Peniculida; Parameciidae
Source: the annotation of a GenBank genome assembly
AUGAUUAAUGCAGAUAAUCUGAAUAAUAAUAUUAACGAUCUGUAUCAUAGUAGGGUUUAAGUAAGAUAUUUGGAUAAAAUGAAAUAAGCUAUCAUAAAUCUAAUUGAAUAAAUAACCAACAAAUAAUUCCUCAUUAAAUAGUUAACAAGUGCCAAUUUUCACUUAAAAUUAAUUAAAUACUUUGAAAAAUAAUAAUUAAUCAGUUUAUCCUUGUGUAGCUUUAAGGAUGAAUGA